UAUAAUUUAAAGUUUGACACAUUUUGACAAGUUCAAGAAUUUGAUUGCACGUGGUUUAUACAGAAUUGAUGAAAUGGAAGAAUAUGAACAAACAAAUAUCAAUGUAAUUCCUUGCUUAAAAUGGGUUAAACAAGGAGUUGCAAAAGCUCAGCCAGAUAAAAUAGAAUUUACCCCUAAAGAGGUGAAGGAAAUAAUCAAGAAAAUAAAAGAAGAUGCAGAUGAUAUAACAGAAGAAGAAAAUCAAGCAAUUGAUGAAACACUUGAAGAUGAGACUGAAACUGAGGCUGUAGAAAAUGAACCAAGCACUGUUGAUCCAAAUGAUGAAUUUAAUUUUGCAUCUUAUGAAAGUGAAGCUGAAAAGCCAAAUCCUUUUUUAUUGUUUGAUCGCAUCGUUGAAUGUGAUGAUGGAAAUGAUUCAGUUGAAGAUAAUGAUGAUGAUAGUGAGAAAGAGGAUGAUAUUAUUAAACCCAAUGACAAUCUCCUUCUAGUUGGGCAUGUUGAAGGAGAUGCAAGUAUAUUAGAAGUUUAUGUUUAUAAUGAAGAAGAUGAUUGUUUGUAUUGCCAUCACGACUUCUUGCUGCCAAAUUUUCCUCUGUGUAUUGAAUGGUUGAAUUUUGAUCCAUCGGAUCCAAAACCAGGUAAUUUAUGUGCUGUUGGCACUAUGGAUCCCGUUAUAGAAGUUUGGGAUUUGGAUGUUAUGAAUGGUUUAGAAUCUGCUUACGUUCUUGGUCAGAAAAAAUCUAAAAAAAAAUCAAAAUUAAAAGCGAAAGAUACUCUUCGCAAAGGUCAUACAGAUGCAGUUUUAGCCUUAGCCUGGAAUGAAAAUUACAAUCAUGUACUAGGUAGUGGCUCAGUUGAUGAAUCCGUUUUAUUGUGGGAUUUAAAUAUUGGAAAACCUAGUGAAGAUAUCAGAGUAUUUAAAGAAAAGGUUCAAAGUAUUCAGUGGCAUCCAUUUGAAUCGCAUUCAUUGUUAACUGGUAGUUGUGACAAAAAAACGCGAGUAUUUGAUUGUCGAGAUAAUCCAAAACAAAAUUGUUUAGAAUGGGAACAUUCAGGUGAAAUAGAAAUAGUCACGUGGAAUAGUUUCGAACCAUUCUGUUAUUUAACUGGUACAAGUGAUGGGUAUUUAUCAUAUAUUGAUUGUAGAAAUAAAACACCACUAUGGAACUUCCAAGCUCAUGAAAAAGAAAUAACAGGUAUAUAUGUGAGUUCUAAAUGUCCAGGAUUAGUUGUAACAUCUUCCCAUGAUGGAAAUAUUUCAACAUGGGAUUUAUAUAAUAACAAUGUAACCGAUGACUAUAAAUGUGAAACACAACCAACGAAAAUAAAUGAAAAACAUAUAAAUAUCGGACAAAUACAAUGCUUUGGAUCAUGCCCAAAUAAUCCAUUUGUUGUGGCUGCUGGUUCAGAUAAUAAGAAUAAAAAUUUAAAAGUGAUUAAUUUACUAAAUGAUGAUUUAGUGAAUGGAAGAUUUUCAAAACGAAAAUUAAUUGAAAUGAAAGUGGAAAAUGAAUCAUCAGAGUUAGGUGAUACGCUAAAUGAUAUGAAUAAUUUAUCACUUAAAAUGGAUCAAGAUUAAUCUAUUAUUAUUAAAUUGUUAUUUAAUAAAUUUAUUUACUAUAA
Chrysoperla carnea is the source of this 1623-nucleotide messenger RNA. RefSeq names its product periodic tryptophan protein 1 homolog (gene nclb). Bases 74 to 1579 code for a protein of 501 amino acids. Gene Ontology annotation, molecular function: protein binding. The transcript has 9 exons. Gene Ontology annotation, cellular component: nucleus. The record is from RefSeq and is a predicted model, not a curated record. Lineage: Eukaryota; Metazoa; Arthropoda; Insecta; Neuroptera; Chrysopidae. Gene Ontology annotation, biological process: rRNA processing.